Molecule: messenger RNA, 3680 nt
Organism: Lytechinus pictus (painted urchin)
Lineage: Eukaryota; Metazoa; Echinodermata; Echinoidea; Temnopleuroida; Toxopneustidae
Product: mediator of RNA polymerase II transcription subunit 25-like
Exons: 8
Coding region: 347-1189 (280 amino acids)
Biological process (GO): positive regulation of transcription by RNA polymerase II
Cellular component (GO): transcription regulator complex; mediator complex
Source: RefSeq, a predicted model, not a curated record
GGUUUUUUCUUUUUUUAAUUCUCGGCAGGCUAGGCCAGCGCAGCAGGAAGAGAGAAGGAUCCGAAUUUCUAGGAGAAAGCAAUCCUGAAAUGUGAAAUUUGAUGUCUGUGUUUAUUCCAGAUUGACGAUGGACACUUUUGGAUAACUGCUCUACGUAUUAUAGAUCAUUUUUAGAUUUUUAGUAUCAUUCUAUCUCAGUUUGCCAGCGGACAAGCUAAUUUUGCAAGGCAAAUCGUUCCUCCGGAUCCGGUCGGAGCACUGAGUGAAGAGUAGCCAAGCCGCUGCACCCCCGGGCUGAACAACCCAGUCUCUGCUUGCCUGCCUGAGCUGCUGUGCUAGUUCCAAUAUGGUUAUUCAAGAAGGGAAGUGUACAGACGUUGUUUUCGUUAUUGAAGGGAAUGCUUCUCUUGGUGCUUAUUUUGAUGAACUAAAGGGAAACUACAUUCUUCCCACUUUAGUGCAUUUUAAUGGAGGUCCACUUAUUGACUCAGAUUUUACUGGAGAUUAUGGAAAGACAGUCUUUAGCCUUGUGGUCUUUAACAGUGUUGACUGCUUUCCUGGACCGGCCAUCAGUUGUACAGCACCAACAAGCAAUGCCAAGGAGUUUAUGAGGACACUUGAAAAAAUACUAUUCAUCGGAGGAGGUGGUGAAAGUCACAGUCUGUUAGCCGAGGGUCUAGGGGGAGCCAUGCAGAUAUUUGAUCAUAUGAAGAUUAGGAGAGAAGCAGGGACAAAGAUAGAUAGAAUGUGUAUCCUGAUCACAAACUCACCUCCUUUCUCUAUCCCAGCCAUGGAAUGUGGUCAUUAUAGUGGAUACACGGCUGAGCAGCUAGCCGUCCUUAUGGGCGAGCGGAAUGUCAACCUCUCUGUCAUGUCACCAAGGAAGCUGGGUGUCCUGCAGCGGCUCUAUGACAAAUCCUGUGCAGAGCUACAGGUUUUACCAAACAAGGAUUAUGCCAAGGACGAAAGACACCUCAUCCUGCUCAAAGGUUUUGAACUCCAAGAGCGUGUGCCUGACAGCAAAGAGAGUAAACAAGUGACUGGGAAUGCAUCGCCAAGACGAACGCUGCCCUCUAGCGGUAUGAAGAAUAGUCCUGGUCAAAGUCCGAACACCAAAUUCAAGGUACCAACUACGCAAUCCAUUGCAAGCCAAGGAGGUGCACAAGGUAAGUACUGCACUCUAUAUUAAUAUCAUGGAAUGUUAUGGUAUACAAAUAAUGCAUGCACAUGAGUUCAUUAUGCGAUCUAUCCUCACUUGAGUUGAGGCACUGUUCAGUCCAUUGCACUAAGCCGUUAGUCCAAUGGGGUGGACACAGCCUCAUCAAGAGUGGAUGGACGAAUGAAGACAUGCAUCAUAUGGUUUAUACAACGACUCUUCUAGAUUGUGUUAUUUGACAAAAUAGAAGAAAAAAUAACCAAAGGAGAUGGAAUCAAAAUGUAUUUGUCUUUUUCCGACAAUUCAUUUUCUCUGAAAACAUGAUUAUCUUCUCUUCCCCUUGCAUGAAUGCAGUUGUUUUUGUUCUUUUGUGACGCACUUUGAUUCAUGAAUCCGGGCGCAGAGUCAGCCUUGUUAAUGCGCACAAACACACACACACGUAUAAAAUGUACGUACACGUACAUGUUCAGUGGAACACACUGAGGGAGAGAGCUCAACCGUGCAAUGGAAAAAAAUAGCAGUCUCUGUGCAAUGGAAAAUAAAUGCAGCACAAAAUGGAUCAAAUAUUGAAUGGCUUUCAACCAAUCAAAUAACAAGAAUCUUUGUGUGAGUUGUAUAAUAUUUAUUAGUUCUUGCAUCACAGUCACAAAUUAUACUGAAUUGCACAUGGAUAUACAAUACUAAAAAGUGUAGUUUAUGACAUUGGUAAUAUUUAGAAGAUUGGAAAGUACAUGCGUCACACAUUUUACAUGAAUCAUUGAUAUCACUGCAAAUUCGCCAUCUGAAACAUUUGGCAAAAAGAAGCUGCUGAAAACUGCCUAUCUAAUAAAAGAGAGCCAAUGGAGUAAAUUAGAAAGUCAAAAGGGGCCUAAGCUUUCGAUCCUAGCAGAAUCUUCGUCGGAGGCAAAAUGACAAACAUAUAAAGUAGAACAACCAUAAUAUAGACCACAGACAAGCUACAGCAACACUUGAAACAAGGAGACAAAAGGGGCAUUAGUGAGUAGAGAAGACCAAUCAGGUUAGUGAAGGGGAUGAAAGAAAAGGAGUAGGCAGACACAAAGGGAAGUUAGUGUAAGUAGUGUAAGUAAGUAAGAGGGGGAGGGGGAGGAGGAGGAGGAGGAGGAGAGGAGAAAGAAAAAAGAAGGAGGAAAGGAAAAAGAACAUAUAAAGUAUGGAGAAAGUUGUGAGAAAAAUAAAGAGGGUAGAGAAAUGGAAAGAAAGGGGAAGUUCUAAACUACAAAUACAUUUGUAUGUUCAAGGAUAACAGAGAGGUAGGUAUUAAAAGAGCAUAAUACAUGUGCAUUACUAUUAAAAGGCAGAACAGCGUAUAUAUUGCAAUAAAGAUUCCGAGUAUUGAAAUGAUAAACAAAAAGAUAAAAUCACAUGGUUUAUGGUUUGGCAUUAGAUACAAAAUAAAUUGAAGUCUGGCAAGAAGUACAUAUAUAGAUGCAUAUAUUAUGGUUCUGUUAUACUUAAAGUGAAUAGUAUUCAUGAACACAAAGUGUUACGAUAAGUUUGUUAUUGAAAUUAAAGUUGAUCAUUUUUGGUUCAAAAGCUUACCAGAUAGCGUAAAACACUCUUUUUAUACACUUUUUCACUUAGCCUACUGUGUCUCAAUUGUCUUAGGGAAAAUUAAAAAAAGGGAUUUUGCAAAGUUUAGGCAAAGCAAUUCUCCUCUGUUCUCAAAAAGGACAGCUUACAUGCUUUGAGAGCCUGUCGGUACGAAUCAUAUCUUACUCCUAAUAUUGCAAGCAGGGCCUGCUUUUUGAUUGACUCUAUUUGAGCCUCCUGGGGAGCAUUUCUUGAAUAUAUUUGUCCGACAAGUUGUAGGUGCUGGCAUCUUUCCUUGGUUUUGAUUGGCUGAGAGGCAUUAUUGCUAUGGUAACUGUCAGAUAAAACAGGACUUUUCAGAUAAAAUGACAAGUCCUUUAAUGAAACGCUCCCCAGGUCUUAUAUAUGAAAAGGAGACUCUAAUCAGAUCAAACAUUUUUACAGCACUGCAAUUCUAGGACUUUUUUAUGGAAAAAAAUUCAAAAUUAAAAAAAAAGAUUUUUUUGACUACUGGUAAUUAAUUAUGCGAAUUCUGUAUGUUUUUGCCUUUUAAAUCACUUAAAUAGCUAUUAGAAAGCUAAUUCUGGUGAAAACACUAAUUCUGAAAUUUCUAAGAAAUACCUACCAAAACAAUCGUAAAACAACUAAUUUCCUGUGUAGUUUUGUGAAUUUCUUAUUUAUUUCUUUGUUUUUUCAAAUUAUUAUUUUUGGUGAUUAACUUUGUUGGGAACUGUUUCACGAUAAUUCGCUUUGAUGAAUCUAUUUAAACCAGCAAAAGUAAAAAUAAUCUUACAUUUAUUAUUUUUAGUGGAAAACUCAAUUUGCAUUGACUUUUACAUAAAAUGAUAUUUUUGAGCACUUACAAAAUGUUGCAGAAUUUCAGAACAGCUAACCAUAGGCAUAGCAUUUUUGUCUUAUUGAGAAAAAGAAUAAAGAAAGCCGCUCCAAAGCAUAGCAUUUUCUUCAUAUCGAG